UGAGUUCACUUUUGGACUCUGGACGUAGCUCUCAUAAUUGGAAGCCAGUAAUUGUUACCAGAAAAGAGGGCUCCUUCAGUUAUCCUACCGUGAGGUUACGAAUUCCCAUAUCAGAAUGUGGGGACGCUACCAUAUUUGCAGCUGAAGUGUACAAGAAAGAAUCAUCAUCAGGCAUUAUUGAAAGGUUACGUUUCAAUGAGGUUGAUACCAAGGAGCUCAGUUCGUUGUUGAUGCCCGGGAAUCUUGUGGACGCAGUUUUCUGCUUAGAUCAAUAUGAGUUUCAACAGGGUGUGGGGGUUAGAUUGGUUGCAAAAAAAUUGAUCUUUCAUAAGUAGAAGGAAAUGCGUGCAUGUUAACAUAAAUUAUAAUCAGUUCAUAUAUUUACAAGGAUGUGUAAAAUGAUUUGAGUUAUUGUAAAUUCCACUGAUACCUUAAACGGGAAAUCCUUGGAGUCCAGCUUGCAGUAGAACCGAGUACUUCUAUAAAUCUUGAAAGCCAUAAAUCUCAAAUUGCCAUUAUUUGGCCCCACACACACCCCCUUGAUUUAUGGCGUAAUGGGCAAUCCUCCGGAGAGCUAGCCUUUAUUCGUGAUUCGGCCACAAAACCUGGAAAACGAAUCAACUAAAAUGGGGCCUUUAAAAAAGUCGACCAGAAAAAGUUGAAGACGCCGACCAAUGUCCAAAGCAAGUUGCGGAGCCUUCAUGACUAAGCAAGCUCCGACGUACGUGUUCUACAGAAGCUUUAGCUUCUUAAGCAAGUUCCUUGAGCACCCCUACCUUUAUUAAAGCCUCCGCCAUUAAUUCUGCUUGCUCUUCAUCGCUCCUUAUGCUCGGAGCUUGAAUUUAUCAUCCUUCACUUGGGAUGGAUCACGCCGACGACGACCGACCCGAAAUUGUAUUCUUCGACCUUGAAACCAUCCACCCAACUCGAGUCAUCGUGGAGUUCGGAGCCAUCUUGAUUUGCCCCAAGACGCUAAAAGAGCUCCAAGAACCCUGCUCCACCUUGGUCCGACCCGCCGACCCUUCCCUCAUCCCCGCCGGCUUCCAGCGUAGCAACGGAAUCACUAGCGAUUCUAUUGCCCGGGCUCCUACUUUUGCCGAAAUCGCCGACGAUGUUUAUAAGCUUCUUCAUGAUCGGAUUUGGGCGGGGCAUAAUAUGUUAAAAUUUGACAGUGGCUGCAUCAGAGAGGCAUUUACUCAGAUUAACCGGCCCCCUCCGGAACCCAAAGGUUUUAUUGACUCGUUAGUUUCGUUGACUGAAACGUUUGGGAGGAGAGCUGGGAACAUGACGUUGGCCACCCUUGCAGAGUAUUUUGGGCUUGAAAAACAGACACACAGGAGCUUAGAUGAUGUUCGGACCAAUAUUGAAGUAAUUAAAUGCUGCGCAACGGCUAUGUUCCUGGAAUCGAGUCUUGUAGAUGCAUCCACAGUGAAUAGCAGGAGUUCUGCAGAAGCUGCUGCAAGUCAUAGCAAUGAAAUACUUUUACCACAUGAAGGCUCAUCACACACUAUACCUCAGAAGCAUUUUUUCACCUUCGGUCCUCUUCGUGAUGAAACAAACCAAGAAACAAUUCAGGCACAGAUGUUUUCUUCAGCCGCCGUGUCUGAGGCUUGCACCACCAUUUUUGCUGUUUUAAAGCUCCAUCAAAUAGCUGUCCCUCGCCUCACUGCAUCUUCUGUUCGAUCAGAUCAUGGUGAUCUAAAGAUACAACUACGGCACGAAGGCGUCCCGUUUCAACUUUGUUGUGAUCAUCUUAAAAUACUAUUUGGAGUAAACGACAAGUUUUUUGAUCGUGCGGGCCUACCAAAAUUGAGUAUUGUGGUUGAUCUUCAUCCAUCAAAAACCCUAUGCGAGGUUCUUGAAGCUUGUGACAGUAUUGCAAAGAGCUCAUAUUUAGAUCCUGGGCAUGGUGGGAACCCUGAUUAUUGGAGGCCACUCGUCGCCAAAAGCGAUGGCUUCUACGAUUAUCCCACUGUGCGAUUGCGGAUACCUACGGCAAAAUGCGGGAAUGUAGCCAUAUAUGCAGCUGAAAUGUACCAGAGAGAUUCAUCAUCCGGCACUAAGAAGAGGAUGUUCUUCGAUAAGUUUGAUGUUGCAGAGCUGGGUUCCUUGCUCAGGCAUGGUUCGUUUGUUGAUGCAGUCGUCUCCUUCGAUUUUUAUGAGUUCCAGGAGAAUGCAGGGAUUAGAUUGAUAGCCAAAGCCUUGACCGUUCAUUCCAAUUAGAAACAAUAAUAUGUUAUCACCGCCUGAUAUAUUCAUGCCAGAUGAUGAGUAGAUAAUUAUAAAGUAUUGUAUCAGUGAAAUAAUCUUGGGAUGAACACUUUUAAAAAAAAAAAAAUUGCUUUUGCGCUUUAAGAUUGGAA
Molecule: messenger RNA, 2363 nt
Organism: Neltuma alba
Lineage: Eukaryota; Viridiplantae; Streptophyta; Magnoliopsida; Fabales; Fabaceae
Product: protein NEN1-like
Exons: 7
Coding region: 862-2223 (453 amino acids)
Molecular function (GO): 3'-5' exonuclease activity; nucleic acid binding
Source: RefSeq, a predicted model, not a curated record